Messenger RNA from Hordeum vulgare subsp. vulgare (domesticated barley), 615 nucleotides. RefSeq lists its product as uncharacterized. Lineage: Eukaryota; Viridiplantae; Streptophyta; Magnoliopsida; Poales; Poaceae. The transcript has 4 exons. Bases 1 to 615 code for a protein of 204 amino acids. The record is from RefSeq and is a predicted model, not a curated record.
AUGGGAGUCCCGGCGUUCUACAGGUGGCUGGCGGACCGGUACCCACAGACGGUGUCGGACGCGGAGGAGGAGGAGCCCAUGGAGCUCGAGCCCGGGGCCUUCGUCCCCGUCGACCCCCGCCGCCCCAACCCCAACGGCCUCCAGGCCUCCGUCGUCGCGCUGGCCGACCAGCUCUGCCGCCUCCACCUCGGGAAGAUGCAGCCCAUGCCCAUGGCGCGCCUCGCCUCCUCGGACGAGAAGCUCCUCCCCCUCCACGUCGGACAGACGCAGGCGCAGGUCGUGCCGGCUCCCCCGGUGCUGCCCGCCUCCCCGGCCGAGAAGCACGCGGCGAUGCCCAAGAGCAUCUCCAUCCGCUCCAAAGGCUACCUGAAGCAUCGCGUGACGAAGCCGGUGAACGUCGGCUCGCAGCAGCGCGUGUUCGUGGGCGUGGACGGCGCGAAGGAGGAGGAGCACAAGGGCGGAAGCGAUGGCGGGGAGAAGGGCGGUCAGGUUGCCACGGCUCCCGACGGGCUGAAGUUCCAGAAACUUCAAGUGGAAAGAUGCGCCAGUGACUAUGCUGCCAUCCAUCAAGUUCUUGAUCGAGAACAAGCUUCCCGUUUGGAUAUUCAGUGGUGA